This is a messenger RNA of Penicillium macrosclerotiorum, 2838 nucleotides long. Its product is annotated as mediator of RNA polymerase II transcription subunit 16. The record is from RefSeq and is a predicted model, not a curated record. Gene Ontology annotation, biological process: positive regulation of DNA-templated transcription. Gene Ontology annotation, molecular function: protein binding. Gene Ontology annotation, cellular component: mediator complex. The coding region runs from base 1 to 2838 and encodes 945 amino acids. The transcript is spliced from 10 exons. Lineage: Eukaryota; Fungi; Ascomycota; Eurotiomycetes; Eurotiales; Aspergillaceae.
AUGCCAUUGAUUAUGGAAGAAGGCAUUAACAUGGACGAUCUCUUCGGCGAGGGCAAUGCCUUGGAUCUGGGGCUGCCUCCGGCACCGGCCCCGCCUCCCAAAGGACUGGCGCAAUGCCUCGAUGAGAUGCGCCUCCUGGGCUGUCGCCAGAAAGUAGCAUGGUCCCGCUUGGGAUGUAUUGCCUAUAUCUCUGCCGACGGGGUGCGGGUGGGUGUGCGCUAUCUUCAAUCCCGACCCUCGGAUGGGAAAUGGGUGUUGAGCGAGGAAUCUCUGCUACACCCUGUCACCGAGGCCCAUAAUGGUAACCUCCUGCUCCAUCUCGCCUGGAACGAGACUGGGGCGGAGCUGGCCGUGACCGACUGCCUCGGACGAGUGUCCAUCUAUUCCAUCUCCAUGGCGCUGAACAGCAUUAAUGGGCUGCGCCAGGCGUCAUUUGACUCCAGUGACGAUAGUAAUCAGAUCGUCGGGUUGAUGUGGUUGAACACGUCCCGCUCGGUUCAUGCUUUUCACCAAGCAGCGAAGGUCAAUGGUCGCUGGGCCUAUUCGCCUUUUCGCCGACGUCCCGUUGGUCCAUUUCAUCCUGCAAACAAAGGCGCUCUGAUCUGUGUCACUCGCGCCGGUCAGAUCAGACUCCUUUAUCAGAACCCACCGGACAGCAGGUGGCAUGAGCUGCCUGCGGAGCUGAAGAACACCGGCUAUUCAGAUCGACUGCUGACCCACGCUGCCAUGGUGGCCACCCAAGGCGGAAUUCUGCUGGCAACCCAUUCAGUAUGCCAGAAAAUCUGUCUCUACCGAAUAAUGAUAACCUGGAACCCACCGACGUUUGAUAUGGCUCAGGCCAAACAGUCGAGUCAAUACCCUAUCCCCUCAUUCCACAUCAGCCACUGCAAGGUCGACAUGCCAAGCACUAUCCUGAACGUGAAUCGUGGUGCUGACGUCCAAACCGAUCAAUCCAUGCCUUUUCCUAAUUCCCUGUACUCCUUGACUCGACUGGAGAUCACCCCAGGCCAGGCCGAUAGCCCCGCCGGGUCCACGGCCAGCCUGUGGAUUAUGGCCGUCUUUUCAAAGCCCCUCCAUGCCACCCCCGAAUAUCCGGACCAACAGGGCCCGCCAAGCGUAAUUGUCCGAUGGCAGUUAGAGUCCGCGCCACAGGCCUUCCAUCCCAAGUUUGACGAGGUUGCCACCAAGAAGAAUAAUGCUCAAGCUAAGCCGAAGGCAGAGAUGCGGCGACUCGAGGACAUUCACUGUGACAAAUAUAUCGUCUCAGUGGACCUGGUGGAGCAUGGUACUGCGUUGGCCAUUACCCAUGACGAUAGCUCUAUAUCGUUCUACGACACGAGAACCAUGGCUCUCUUCAAUGGUUUAGACGAUGCCAGCACAGUCACCUGUUUGGCCCAGGCAGGGUUUCAUUAUCCCAUAGACACGCCUGGACUAUCAAUAAGCUUCUCGCCAAACUCAGCAGCGGCCGUUGCACUGGAUAGUGAGGGACAGCCUCGACUUCGAUGGAUGGAGCACACCUUUGGAUCUGCAGGCGGCCUUUACGAUGAGAGUAAAUUUGCGGCUGCCAUUGCGGCAUUGACGCUUGCUUUUAGCCGUGGAUCUGGUGGAGAUAUCAACACCGAUGACAUCGUGAUGGUGGCGCUGAAGCAACUGUCGACCGAAGCGCAUGCCGCAUUCAUUAGCGAGAUCUACCGUGCCUUGCCCGUCAACUGCAACUUCAGCGCGGACCAGGAGAAACUGAUGUCACAUCCUUAUGUGCCGCGCUGUCUUAGUCUUCAGGCUACCCUGGGCUUUAAAGGACGACUUCAGACCCGUCGAAUCUCGUCUGCCGUCCCCUGGGCCGUGCUGCAGUUCCGCCACACUGCAAUGCUCUGCGUAUAUUUCUUCCAGAAUGCUAAAGGAGUACAAGGCGAAACCUUUGACCCCGACAUUCUCCGUAUGCUUCUAGGAAAUACGAAAUGGGCGCUUGAUUUCUCGUUCUUCAUCCUCAGCGGAAUUUUCGAUCUGGCGGAUGAAUUUGAUAGUGUGUCCACAGACCAAGAGGCCUUCAACCAGAAAUUGAAAACCACAUCCUCCCUCCCCCUCAUCAUCCUCCUCUCAGGCAUGUCUCGCGCCUUUCUCCGCCUUGUCUGUCGCGGGCUGCGCGGCGUCCAAACCAGCUUCACUAGCCUCAACCCUGUCUCUUUCUCCCGCGACUCCCGUAUCUACUAUACCGAAAUCUGCCAAACACUCGACAAAUCGCCCGUCCGCAUCGACAAGUUUGAGAAGUUUCUGGCGGGUGUCGACUCCGCCGUGAAGCACGCUUACCAAAAUGCCGGCUUCGGAGACGCCGAAAAGCCCAGCGCUGAGAAGGAACUCCUGCUCAACGCGCGCAUCCCACCCGUCCUCGUCCCGGCCGUCCAUACCCUCCUCCUUCAAACAGUCCCCACCACCAAGGCCGAAAUAAACUGCAAGCACAUCGUCCUCGGCGAUUACAGCUGGCUCGGUCUCGGGUCCGACGCCCGAACCCUCAUGUACCGCCGCCGCCGGGAAGUCGAUAUCUUGAAGAAGACCCCACUCCGGCCGCUUCUGCCGCCGGACCGUGCCACCCAGACGCAAAAGCGGCGGCGUUGCGUUCGGUGCUGCGAGGUCUCGGGAGAGACCGUCUUUCCCCGGUCGAUUCCGUAUUUCAAGAUGAUUGCGAAGUUGAAUAUGCUGCGCACCUGUCCUUGCGGCGGGGUGUGGAUCAUGGAGUGUACGGAGCCGACGGCAGCGCAGGGACCAGAGGAUUUGGCGCAGGGAGCUUCGGCGCCACCAGGGAUGCCGGGUUCGGUGGCAGUUGCCGUGGGCUCGGGGUAG